Messenger RNA from Kogia breviceps (pygmy sperm whale), 964 nucleotides. RefSeq names its product high mobility group box 3 (gene HMGB3). Gene Ontology annotation, biological process: regulation of transcription by RNA polymerase II. Gene Ontology annotation, cellular component: nucleus. NCBI's taxonomy places the organism in Eukaryota, Metazoa, Chordata, Mammalia, Artiodactyla, Physeteridae. Gene Ontology annotation, molecular function: DNA binding, bending. The record is from RefSeq and is a predicted model, not a curated record.
CAACUUUCCGGCCCGCGCCGCCGCGAGCGCGCUCCGCCGCCGCCGCCCCCUGCCUCUCCUCUCUGCGCCCUUCCCUCCCCCUUCGCCUCCUUCCUUGCUAGGUGCGGGAAGGAAGGAGCAAUUCAGUCAAGAUGGCUAAAGGUGAUCCCAAGAAACCAAAGGGCAAGAUGUCUGCUUAUGCCUUCUUUGUGCAGACGUGCAGAGAGGAACAUAAGAAGAAAAACCCUGAGGUCCCUGUCAAUUUUGCAGAAUUUUCCAAGAAAUGCUCUGAGAGGUGGAAGACAAUGUCUGGGAAAGAGAAGUCUAAAUUUGAUGAAAUGGCAAAGGCAGAUAAAGUGCGCUAUGAUCGGGAAAUGAAGGAUUACGGACCAGCUAAGGGAGGCAAGAAGAAGAAGGACCCGAAUGCCCCCAAGAGGCCACCGUCUGGAUUUUUCCUGUUCUGUUCUGAAUUCCGCCCCAAGAUCAAGUCUACAAACCCUGGCAUCUCUAUUGGCGACGUGGCAAAGAAGCUGGGCGAGAUGUGGAAUAACUUAAGUGACAGCGAGAAGCAGCCAUACAUCAACAAGGCAGCAAAGCUGAAGGAGAAGUACGAGAAGGAUGUCGCAGACUAUAAGUCUAAGGGGAAGUUUGAUGGCGCCAAGGGUCCUGCUAAAGUUGCCCGGAAAAAGGUGGAAGAGGAAGAUGAAGAGGACGAGGACGAAGAGGAGGAGGAGGAGGAGGAGGAGGAUGAAUAAAAACAAACUGUUGAUCUGUCUCCUUGUGAAUACCUUAGAGUAGGGAGCGCCGCGAUUGACACACCUCUCGCCCGAGCCGUGUCUGUUGCCCUCAUUAGGUUGAAUUACCCAGUUGGAUCAUGAUCAUAUCGUAGUCUCUCAAAGUGCUCUAGCAAUUGUCAGUGGUUUACAUGAAGUGGCCCUGGGUGUCUGGAGCACCCGGAAACUGUAUCAAAGUUGUACAUAUUUCC